UGCAGGCUGAGUUGGGAGAUCGGGAGAAUAUGAUAUCAGGAGAUCUGGUUCCCCAGUGUUGGCAGGCGCCUGCCACCGAAAUGCAUCACGAAAUAUUUGUGAUCGGAUUUCCUCCUUUUCAAUUUAUUUUUCCUUAUAAAAGCACCGAGGCAUUCACUCUUCUUCACUCUCCACUUCACCAAACACCUUCCCCACUUUGGCCAGAGAGAGAGUGGGAACGAGAGAGAGAGAGGUUCCGGAUUUUCACCCGGAGCCGGUUCUCUUUCUUUCAGAGGUCAUCGUCCUCGGUGGGUUUCGGCGUUUCUAGCAGAGAAAGAGGGAGAAAAAGAGGUGUUUAGUCCUUGGACGAUCACAUUUGGUUGGAUCUUUUGUAUCUGAUUUCAUGAAAGCAUGAAAGGCAUGGCUUCAUCUUCGGGUUUGUCACACAAAGGUUCCAGUGACGAAGAUAAGCCCCACGUACUGGCUGUCGAUGACAGCCUUAUUGACAGAAAAUUCGUCGAGGGUCUGCUGAGGAGAUCCUCUUACAAGGUAACCACGGCCGACAGUGGAUCAAGGGCAUUGGAGUACCUGGGACAAAUACAAGAUGCAAACGGCUCCAAGGUAAAUCUGAUAAUAACAGAUUAUCAAAUGCCUGGCAUGACUGGAUAUGACCUGCUGAAAAGAAUCAAGGAAUCUUCUGCUCUAAGAGAAAUUCCAGUUGUGAUCAUGUCAUCUGAGCAUGUCCCCACGAGAGUCAACCGGUGCUUGGAGGGCGGGGCCGAGGAGUUUAUAUUAAAGCCACUUCAGCAGUCGGACGUGAAAAGGCUAAGGGGCCAUAUAGCUCAUGUGGGCCAAGGAUGUAGCGGAAGGCACUGUCGAGGAAGAUGAGCGGCCAGAAAUUAUUCCACUAAGAUCACGAUGCCCUGUUCUGUUUUCUGGGAAUUCACUGUGGUCACGAUGCCCUGUUCUGUUUUCUGGGGAUUCACUGUGGUCGUAGGAAAAAAAUGGAAAAUUUUCCGUGUUAGUUGAGAUGUGUUAUUAUAGAAAUCAACUGCGAGAAUCCCCGAUUAGAUCAUAGAAUCCGGGAGGAUCUCAUGAAAAUGAUGCAUCUUUAGGAAUUUUUACAUUUUUUAGGAAGUUCUCAACAAUUAAAUUUCUUAGUUUGAAUAGAGAGGAAAAUAUUGGCUUUUUUUUAUUUGAAAAUAAUCUCUCCCGAUCCCGUCA
Messenger RNA from Nymphaea colorata (pocket water lily), 1203 nucleotides. Its product is annotated as two-component response regulator ORR5-like. The transcript is spliced from 5 exons. Lineage: Eukaryota; Viridiplantae; Streptophyta; Magnoliopsida; Nymphaeales; Nymphaeaceae. The coding region runs from base 391 to 867 and encodes 158 amino acids. Gene Ontology annotation, biological process: cytokinin-activated signaling pathway; phosphorelay signal transduction system. The record is from RefSeq and is a predicted model, not a curated record.